AUGUCGGACAAGAAGAACGAGGAUUAUGUCGUGCGGAUGCCAGAGGGCUCCCAUGAGCAGAAGGAUAAGAGCUCUUUCAAUGCCCGCUCGCCAUCAUCGAGUUCGUAUGCCGGGAACUCGCCAGCGAUUUCGCAGUCCUUUUCCAAGCUGGACAAUAGCCCUCUGCUAUCGGUUUUCGCAUACUGCAUUUCGUCUAUCAGUAUGACCGUCGUCAAUAAAUAUGUUGUUUCAGGCCAGGGGUGGAACCUCAAUUUUCUCUACCUCGCCGUCCAGGCCAUCGUUAGUACUGCGACAAUCACGGCCUGCCAGCAGGCUGGUCUCAUUAAAAAUCUGGCACCAUUUGACUCGGAUAGAGCGAAGAAGUGGUUUCCUAUCGCCGUUCUCCUCGUCGGCAUGAUUUACACUAGCACGAAAGCGCUUCAGUUCCUAUCGGUCCCUGUCUAUACGAUUUUCAAGAACCUGACCAUCAUUGUCAUUGCCUAUGGUGAAGUCCUUUGGUUUGGCGGUAGUGUGACGCCUCUCUCGCUUUUAUCUUUUGGGCUGAUGGUGCUGAGCUCUGUCGUGGCUGCCUGGGCCGAUAUCCAGAGCGCCAUCGCUGGCGACUUCACGGCCCAGGACUCUGCUACGGCAAUGUCUACCCUGAAUGCCGGAUACGCUUGGAUGGGUCUCAACGUCUUCUGCAGUGCCACAUACGUUCUCGGCAUGCGCAAGGUUAUUAAGAAGAUGAACUUCAAGGACUGGGAUACCAUGUACUACAACAACCUACUGACAAUCCCUGUCCUCCUCGUCUGUGGCCUCGUUUCCGAAGAUUGGUCCUCUGCCAACCUCGCUCUGAACUUUCCUGCCGACCAGCGCAACCGCAUCAUCGUUGGUAUGAUCUACUCCGGUCUUGCUGCCAUCUUCAUUUCAUACUGCUCGGCAUGGUGUAUUCGUGUGACGUCUUCCACAACCUAUUCCAUGGUUGGUGCUCUCAACAAGCUCCCUAUCGCCAUCAGUGGCUUGGUCUUCUUCUCUGCCCCCGUCACGGUGGGAAGUGUAUCAGCGAUCUUCAUCGGUUUCGUCAGUGGACUCGUUUACGCAUAUGCGAGAGUCAGGCAGUCAAGUGCACCCAAGGACUCACUACCGACAUCCCGUGCCGGUAUGAGCGCUAGCUCACAAAGCAACCGGGAUGCGAACAAAUGA
Molecule: messenger RNA, 1182 nt
Organism: Clonostachys solani
Lineage: Eukaryota; Fungi; Ascomycota; Sordariomycetes; Hypocreales; Bionectriaceae
Source: the annotation of a GenBank genome assembly